Molecule: messenger RNA, 814 nt
Organism: Sceloporus undulatus (fence lizard)
Lineage: Eukaryota; Metazoa; Chordata; Lepidosauria; Squamata; Phrynosomatidae
Gene: NDUFS7
Product: NADH:ubiquinone oxidoreductase core subunit S7
Exons: 8
Coding region: 40-687 (215 amino acids)
Biological process (GO): mitochondrial respiratory chain complex I assembly; electron transport coupled proton transport; aerobic respiration
Molecular function (GO): 4 iron, 4 sulfur cluster binding; quinone binding; NADH dehydrogenase (ubiquinone) activity
Source: RefSeq, a predicted model, not a curated record
UUGAAGGGAAAAAAGGGAGGAAAGCGCCGGUGAGCCAAAAUGGCUGCCUUUGCAGUUUCUCGUGUGGCCCCACGUGGCUGGCUUCUUUCGAGGCCGGUCACGACGUCCACUGCUCUUUCAGUCCACCAGACGCCCACUGUUGACGGCGCAGAGAGUCCCGCUACUGUUCAGUCGAAGAAAAACGUGAUGGUUCAGAAGAAGCCUCUUGUCCCCAACAGUCGAGGAGAGUAUGUCAUCACCAAGCUGGAUGACUUGAUUAACUGGGUUCGUCGGAGCUCCUUGUGGCCCAUGACCUUUGGGCUGGCCUGCUGCGCUGUUGAGAUGAUGCAUAUGGCUGCCCCGCGGUAUGACAUGGACCGCUUUGGUGUGGUCUUCCGAGCCAGCCCCCGGCAAGCCGAUGUCAUGAUCGUGGCAGGCACCUUGACCAACAAGAUGGCCCCUGCCCUCCGGAAGGUCUAUGACCAGAUGCCUGAGCCGCGUUACGUCGUGUCCAUGGGAAGCUGUGCCAAUGGUGGUGGUUACUACCAUUAUUCGUAUUCUGUUGUGAGGGGCUGCGACCGAAUUGUGCCUGUGGACAUUUACGUGCCAGGUUGCCCUCCUACUGCUGAAGCUCUUCUCUAUGGGAUCUUGCAACUCCAGAGGAAGAUCAAACGGGAGAAAAGACUUCAGAUCUGGUACCGGAAAUAGCAAGGCACCUGUUGGCAUAACCCCCAUGAGGUUGAACAGGGAUGGACCCUGCCUGUAUCUUCAGCGCACAUUUUGAACCACUUUGCACAAAGCUUUCCCAAUAAACUUUGCAAAUGUAUGUAUAUAA